AUGUGCGUGGGGGAGCAGCUGGCAGUGCCCUGCGUGGCCCUGCUGCUCCUGGCAUUGGCAGUCAGCCCUGUGACCACACUCACCUGCAAUGGGACCACCUACCCCAGCGGCAGCAAGUGCUGUAAUGAGUGCCAGCCUGGUUAUGGAAUGGAGAGUCGCUGUGACCACAUGCGGGACACAGUGUGUAAGCUGUGCAAACCCGGCUUCUACAAUGAGGUGGUCAACUACGAGGCCUGCAGGCCAUGCACGCAGUGCAAUGAGAGAAGUGGGAGUGAAACAGUGCACAGCUGCACACCAACAAGGGACACUGUCUGCCUCUGCAGGCCAGGCACCCAGCCCCAGGGUGGCUACAAGCUAGGAGUUGACUGUGCCCCCUGCCCCCCAGGACACUUCUCUCCGGGCAACAACCAGGCUUGUAAGCCGUGGACUGACUGUACCUCCACUGGGAAGCGCACCCUGAAGCCGGCCAGCAACAGCUCAGACGCGGUCUGCGAGGACAGGAGCUCUCUGGCCACCACGCUACCCUGGAGCACCCAGCACCCCUCGACCCUGCCCACCACUGCCUGGCCCACCAUUGCCCAGCCUGGACCCUCACAGCCGGCCUUGUCCCCCACAGGCCCUGCACUGGCCAUCAUCCUGACACUGAGCCUGGGCCUGGGCCUGCUGGGCAUCACGGCUGCCAUCCUCAUCUUGGUUCUGCACCGUCAGGCCUGGAGGCCACCACUGGCCACCCCAAAGCCCCCUGGGGGCAACAGCUUCCGGACUCCCAUCCAAGAGGAGCACGCUGACGAGCACUCCGUCCUGGCCAAGGUCUGA
Molecule: messenger RNA, 816 nt
Organism: Orycteropus afer afer
Lineage: Eukaryota; Metazoa; Chordata; Mammalia; Tubulidentata; Orycteropodidae
Source: RefSeq, a predicted model, not a curated record